AUGACUGCAACCACCAACCCACGAGCACGCAACUUCAACGUCGGUGAUCAGUACGAGAUCCUCGACGUCGUCGGCGAGGGUGCCUACGGUAUCGUCUGCUCGGCCAUUUACAAGCCCACUGGACAGAAGGUGGCCAUCAAAAAGAUCACUCCAUUCGACCACUCCAUGUUCUGUCUGAGAACCCUGAGAGAGAUCAAGCUGUUGAAGUACUUUAACCAUGAGAACAUCAUUUCCAUCCUCGAUAUCGUUAAGCCUCCCACCCUGGACGCUUUCCAGGAAGUCUACUUGAUUCAGGAGCUGAUGGAGACGGAUAUGCACCGAGUGAUCAGGACCCAGGAUCUGAGCGACGACCACUGUCAGUACUUCAUCUACCAGACCCUCCGCGCCCUCAAGUGCAUGCACUCUGCCAACGUCCUCCACCGUGACCUCAAGCCUUCCAACCUGCUCCUCAAUGCCAACUGUGACCUCAAGAUUUGCGAUUUUGGUUUGGCGAGGUCCGCCAACUCGAACGACGAGCACAGCGGAUUUAUGACAGAGUAUGUGGCGACCCGCUGGUACAGAGCCCCCGAGAUCAUGUUGACAUUCAAGGAAUACACAAAGGCCAUCGAUGUCUGGUCCGUCGGAUGCAUCCUCGCCGAGAUGCUCUCCGGCAAGCCCCUCUUCCCCGGUCGCGACUACCACUCGCAGUUGAACUUGAUUUUGGAUGUGCUGGGAACACCCACGAUGGAGGACUUUUACGGGAUCAAGUCCCGCCGUGCGCGUGAUUACAUCCGCACGCUGGCAUUCAAGAGGAGGAUCCCCUUUGCCUCCAUGUUUCCCGAUGCUAACCCACUCGCGCUGGACCUGCUGGAAAAGUUCUUGACGUUCAACCCCGCAAAACGUAUCACGGUCGAGGAGGCCCUCCGUCACCCUUACCUCGAGCCCUACCACGACCCUGAGGAUGAACCCUCGAUGGAUCCUAUUCCUGAGAGUUUCUUUGACUUUGACAAGCACAAGGAUACCCUUUCCAAAGAGCAGCUCAAAGGAUUGAUCUACACGGAAGUGACAGGAAUCAACUUCAACUAG
Molecule: messenger RNA, 1065 nt
Organism: Linnemannia hyalina
Lineage: Eukaryota; Fungi; Mortierellomycota; Mortierellomycetes; Mortierellales; Mortierellaceae
Source: the annotation of a GenBank genome assembly